Leptomonas pyrrhocoris is the source of this 669-nucleotide messenger RNA. RefSeq names its product putative mitochondrial Maoc family dehydratase-like protein. The record is from RefSeq and is a predicted model, not a curated record. The coding region runs from base 199 to 669 and encodes 156 amino acids. The transcript has a single exon. Lineage: Eukaryota; Euglenozoa; Kinetoplastea; Trypanosomatida; Trypanosomatidae.
AGCCCAUCAUAAUUCAUCUUUUUCCUUUUGUAUCUCCUUUCUCCAUUUUCGUGGACUUCCACUACCCCAAAUACAGGCUUCUUUGACGUAAUUUUGCUUAUCCAUCUGUUUUAUUUUUGUCGGUUGCGAUUAGACGCGGCACCUACAACAAGCGAGCAUUAGUACUCCGUUUAUAGCAGCAUUUUCGAAUUCGAAAUCAUGCAAUCGGCCGUGCGGCGCAUCGUCAGUGUCGGGGUGCAGGUGAUGAAGAAGGUUACAAUGAAACAAGAGGACGUUGCUGCUUUCGGCAAUCUUAUCGGUGACCACAAUCCCAUCCACAGCGAUCUUGCCGCAGCAAAGGCAGCGGGCUUUCCCUCGACCAUCUGCUACGGAAUGUUUGCCGGGUCUCUCUUUUCUGGUCUCAUGGCGACGGAGCUUCCAGGUCCAAAUACGGUGUACAUCUCGCAGAAUCUGCGCUUUCUUGCACCUGUCUUUGUGGGGGAUGAGCUGGAGAUCAUCGCGAAGGUCACCCAGUUCCGCCGCGACCGGGGCCUAAUUGAAAUGGCCACCAUAGUGCAAAAAAAGGACCCGACGGACGAGAACAAAAGAAUUACAUGCGUUGACGGGUUUGCAGUGGGCUUGAACAAAACGGUGGAGUUCAAAGGCGAGAGCACAUGGAAGACGCGGUAA